Emiliania huxleyi CCMP1516 is the source of this 498-nucleotide messenger RNA. RefSeq lists its product as hypothetical. The record is from RefSeq and is a predicted model, not a curated record. Bases 1 to 498 code for a protein of 165 amino acids. NCBI's taxonomy places the organism in Eukaryota, Haptophyta, Isochrysidales, Noelaerhabdaceae. The transcript is spliced from 6 exons.
AUGCCAAUCUGGGGUCUUUCGACCGAGUCUAUGAGCCCUGGCCGCCUCCCGGUUGUGGUAAGGUUGAGCAACCGAGCGUGGGACGGAGAGAUGCAGCUCCGCGACUUCUCAAAGCGAACGCCGCUGGAGAACGGUUUGCGGACGGAUGCGGGAGGUUCUCGGUUACUUGCCGAGCGUAUCCCUGAGAGGCAUGACAGUAGCGGAGGGCUGCCCGGCCAGCUGCAAUAUGAGCUGAAGGAUCCUAAGGAGGGUGCGAUGUCGGCGAGAGCGGCCGAGAUCGCGGCGCAUAAGAACGCGGCCGCCGAGGCAGCGCGCCUCGUCGCCGAGGCGGCGCACGAGCCGCCGACGGCCACCCCCGUGAUGGUGCCCCUCGCCGUCGUGCGCGGGGCAGGCAGCGAGGAGGCGGCGCAGGGCCGCGGCGAGAGGGCGCCGAUGGUUGUGCGCUCGAGGUGGCGCGUGAGGAUCGACAUCGUUUACCGCGGGGCGGCGGGCGCUUGA